This is a messenger RNA of Punica granatum (pomegranate), 3113 nucleotides long. The record is from RefSeq and is a predicted model, not a curated record. Lineage: Eukaryota; Viridiplantae; Streptophyta; Magnoliopsida; Myrtales; Lythraceae.
CCUUCGCACUCUCUCUCUCUUUAUCUCUUUAUAUUGUCAUGUGACCAACUGUUCCCUUUGUACCUCGUCCUCUCUCUCUCUCUCUCUCUCUCUCUCUCUCUCGUCUUUCUCAACUCAAAUCGCCAUGAACACUGCAGAGCAAGCACGCUGAGGAGGAAGAAACGAGACUUCUUUCUCACUACCCUUUUAAUCAUUUAACCUUUUCAUCGCUGGCCGUGUCCGGUUGGUUCUUGCGAUCAGACCUUGAGCGUCGUGGAGCUAUGAGCCGCCAUUACUGAAAAAGCCUCCUCCUUGGAGUGGUCACAACCGACUUCAUUCCACUGAGCCUCUGCUUUUGCAUUAAGGAGCUGAUCUUUGAGCUGAAUUAUCACUUUCUUUAAUCUUUGUUUAUAUGGGGAGGGGAUUGGGUUAGACUGCGAAAUGAUGGAACAUAGCUAAAGUGGGUGUCUUCCUUUUGGUCUUAUUCCUGUAGGGCCGACUGUCUAAAGUUCUCUGGGGUAGAGAAAAGACAGAUCUUUGAUUCGGACUUAAGCUUUGGUUCAUCUUCCAGGUUUAAGAGAGCUCCAAAAGCUGGAGGAACAGCUAGCUUAGCUAGUGUAGUUUAGUGCUGCUCUUAUCUGGCCAUCAUACGGAAGGAGUGUGUUGUCAUUACUUUCAACAAAUCCAAAAGAUCCUACCUUUUCCUUCUUGCUCUGAAAUUGAUGAGCACAGUGUGAUUCCAAGCUCCACUUCUACUUGUCUGGCCUUUUACCCACUACCCAAAAGUCGAGACUCCAUUGCAAUAGUUUUGUGGGUUGUCAUGAUUUCCUACUGCAAGUUUGCACCUUUUCUCUUCCCGUGAAAUAUGCGAUAUUGGAUCAGACAGCAGCUGGAGAAAAGAGGAAAGCUUACAUAAUCCUCUGCUCUGUUCUGCUUGUUGAUUGGUGUAGAGGUUCUUCAACAGGAAAAAGGAGACUUAGUUGGCACUUCUCUAAUGGAGAGUGGAACCGCGAACCGUGGAAAUGGAGUGCCAGAGAACCUGAAACAGCAGCUUGCUAUUGCAGUGAGGAGCAUCCAAUGGAGCUAUGGUAUCUUCUGGUCAAUUUCACCCUCACAACCUGGGAUGUUGGAAUGGGGCGAUGGAUACUACAAUGGGGACAUUAAAACUCGAAAAACAGUCCAAGCAGUGGAAUUUAACGCGGACGAGUUGGGACUACAGAGGAGUGAGCAGCUAAGAGAACUCUACGAAUCACUAUCUGCUGGUGAGUCGAGUGGCCAGAUCAGAAGGCCUUCAGCAGCGCUUUCCCCCGAAGAUCUUACUGAUACCGAGUGGUAUUACUUAGUCUGCAUGUCCUUCCAUUUCGACAUUGGCCAAGGGUUGCCUGGGAGAACAUUAGCAACUGGCCAACCCAUUUGGCUAUGCGAUGCUCCAUACGCGGACAGCAAAACUUUCAGUCGAUCUCUCCUUGCAAAGAGUGCAUCUAUUCAGACUGUGGUGUGCUUCCCAUUUUUCGGUGGUGUGGUUGAGUUGGGAGUGACCGACAUGGUUCCUGAGAACCCUGCUCCCAUUCAACAUGUCAAGGCUUCCUUAUUGGAGACUCCACAUUGGAAAUAUUCCAUGAAAUUCCAUCAUGAUAAUUUUGAGACCAGAAUGAUUCCGAUUGCUGGAGAGCUCGAAAUGGUAUCUCCAACCUCGAGUUCAAAUGCGUUUGAGGCUCAUCAACUCCCCGAUGAAUCACAAAUGGUCGAAGGGAUAAAUGGGGCAGCUUCUCAAGUACAUAGUUGGCAGUUCAUGGAUGAUGAUUUCAGUAACUGUUUGCAACACUCUGUAAAUUCCAGCGAUUGUGUAUCGCAAAGUCUCAUCGAUCCAGGAAAUGUAAUUGAAUAUCCGCUCCAAGAGGAUGAGAGAAAGGGGGGUAAUCAUGAUCGGCUGGGUGUGGACGUUCGAGAUGAUGAUUUCCACUAUCAAAGCAUUCUCUCGAGUCUCCUGAAAACUUCCAAGGAACUUAUCUUUGGGCCCAGUUUACCAAAGGGUAAGAGGGAAUCGAGUUUUCGGACAUGGAAGAAAGGAGGAUCUGCAAAUUCCGGCAAACUGAGCUCUGGAACUAACCAGAGACUGUUGAAAAGUAUUCUUUUCGAAGUUCCUCAUAUGCAUGAUGAGGGCUUACGCGAAUAUCAAAUGGAAAGUAGCUGCAUGAAGAAUGGAGUUUGUAGACCUGAAGCUGAUGAAAUAGGCCAAAACCAUGUCUUAGCUGAGAGAAGACGAAGGGAAAGGAUACAUGAGCAGUUUGGGACUCUAAAAUCGAUAGUCCCUUCCGUUAACAAGUUCGAUAAGGUAUCUGUCCUAGAUGACACGAUUGAGUACUUGAAGCAACUCGUGAGGAGGGUCGAAGAACUGGAGUGCACAGUAUCAGAAGAGAACCACAGAAGAAAACUACCCCAAGACACGAGUGAGAGGACAUGUGAUAAUUACGGUGAGAACAAGCUCGGGAUCGGUAAGAGGCAUUCAGUAAGUAAGAGGCCAUCGGUAAGCAAGAGGAAGGCUCAGGAGAUGGAUGAGACUGGAACUGAGAUCAAUUGCACCGAGAACUUGAUUGUAACUGUCGAGGAUAAGGAAGUUGUGAUCGAGAUGAAGUGCAAAUGGAGGGAAGGGCUCCUACUUGAGGUUAUAAAUGCAGCAAGCAAUCUUCGUUUAGAUUCUCACUCGGUUCAGACUUCCACUGCUGAUGGGAUUCUCUCGCUAGCAAUGAGGUCUAAGUUUGUGGGAUCAGCUAGUCCAUCGGCUCAAACAAUCAGGCAAGCACUGCAGAGAUUUGCUUGGAGACAACGUUGAGAUUUCCACGUAUGCAGGGGUAGCUGGAUUUCCUGGUGUAUUUGAGACCGGCCAUUCGAUGUAAUGAACAGCACCGCGUGUUCCUCUGAUAAGCUAAGAUCCGAAUUGAGACCGCAGUGCAAUGUUCUGAAUUGUAACAUCACUGCACUGGAUUCUUAAAUUAUCAAGGCAUAAUGCUUUUGUACCUAACUGAGAAUUUAGCAACUUUCUUUUGCCGUUGAGAAAAUGUAGCUUAAUAUUGUAUAGAAUAUCCGAAGAAAGUGCGAAAAACUACUUGGAAAUAGAUGCGUUCUUGCAUACA